This is a messenger RNA of Schistosoma rodhaini, 969 nucleotides long. NCBI's taxonomy places the organism in Eukaryota, Metazoa, Platyhelminthes, Trematoda, Strigeidida, Schistosomatidae. The record is from the annotation of a GenBank genome assembly.
AUGAAGAAAACUCCACUAUUGUUGGAGAAAAAACUUGUAACAAAAGUGAAAUAUAACACUUCAGAAAAAGCUAGUAUUUUGAUUGUCUUUGUUUUACAAAACAUGAUAUCCUCACAUACGGUUAAAAAUAUGCUUGCAAUCAAUAAUACAUCAACAUUCCUCAAUAAUAAUUCUCAAAUCAUGUUGUUAGAUGCACAAGUUUAUUAUGAAUAUCGGGUAGAAAUCAUUGUUCAAACUGCAUUGCUUAUUUUAGCUAGUGGAAUAUGUUUAAUGGACGUUUUCUCAUUGACAUGUUGUUGCUGUUUAAAUAUUUCAACUGUACCAAAAGACAUAAUUAUUGACCAAAAUAAUUUGGGAAUUCAUUCGAAAAAUGAACAACAAUUACCAGCCCAAGUUACUAAUAUCACGGGUCCUUCACAGUUACCUUCUUACCCUCAAGGAUACCAAAUUACAAUAUUUGGUAGGAGAUUAGUUGUCGCCGGUUUUACCAUUAAUGACAGUCGACGAACAACGCAGCUCGUAAAAUACUCCUAUACAAUGCCAGCUGAGGAAGAACGUAUAGUUCGAAAAUCCACGGUCUAUAAACGUAAUCGAAAGCAAGCUCGCAGCGUACUCAAAGGCGAAAAGGUACUUCAUCGAUCAACAAGAAAACAAGUUGUAAAAGUAACUACUCCACCUAUCUCUGCAAGGCUAAGAAGUGCUGAUACACAACAAGCAUUUGUCAAAACAAAUGUCAAAUUGGAUACCCUCCUAGUGAAAACGAAAGGUCGUAAAUCUGUUGCUCGUGUGAAUCAAAUAAAGGAGAACGGUAAAUAUCUUGAUUUAAUAGCCGAAAGUAAUGGAAUGUCCGAUGUGUUGAACAACAAUAAUUCGUCCACUGGUUCUUUACGGAAUGGAACAGAAGAUGAAGUCCCAGAAACUCCUGUUCUUCAACCCAUGACAGGCUCACGUCUUUGUAGCACCAUGUAG